Messenger RNA from Osmerus eperlanus (European smelt), 2603 nucleotides. It is a transcript of the gene pde1a, whose product is annotated as phosphodiesterase 1A, calmodulin-dependent. Bases 551 to 2395 code for a protein of 614 amino acids. Gene Ontology annotation, cellular component: neuronal cell body. The record is from RefSeq and is a predicted model, not a curated record. Gene Ontology annotation, molecular function: calmodulin-activated 3',5'-cyclic-GMP phosphodiesterase activity. The transcript is spliced from 16 exons. Gene Ontology annotation, biological process: signal transduction. NCBI's taxonomy places the organism in Eukaryota, Metazoa, Chordata, Actinopteri, Osmeriformes, Osmeridae.
AGAGAGAGAGAGAGAAAGAGAAAGGGGUGGAGAGAGAGAGGUUUAGCGAACAGUCUAACAGUGUGAGUGGAGAGGUGUGCAUGUGCAGGAGAAGCAGCGGAGACUCUGGCACAGCACGCUGAGCUGACACCGAGGGCAUCGCCGCAGCGUGGCGAUGAGCUAGAUGACAAACAGAGACAGGCGUAGAGAGACCACAUGAGAGAGAGCGCAAGAGAGACCUGCCGCAAGAGGAUACAGCCGCAGAGUGACAAGCGUCAACAGGACAGAGCGCCAGAGAGACAGAGGACAGAGAGACCGGCAAAGACAGGCAUUGGCGCUAGAGAGACCCGUGGAGAGAGAGACUCAUGCCUCCCACAGCUGAAAAGAGAGACUAAGGAGGCUGAACCAGAACUCCACAGAACCUGGGACACCCUACCUUCAACCCUCCACCCCCUCACUCCAGCCCUCCCCCCAGCCCCCCCCCCCCAGCCCCCCCCACCCCUCAGCUCUCCACUCCAGAACCCUCCACGCCAACCCCCUCAGCCCCCGGACCCCGGACUGUCCACAAGAGAUGGACACCGAGAGCCAGGUUAUGGAUCCGGACGGUGGGGAUGGGAGUCACCUCCACUCCCCAAAGACUGAGCAGAGCCAGGAGAGGGUCUGGAUGCGCCUCAAGGGAAUGCAGAAGUACAAGAGCACUUCUCAGAGGUUGCGGUGUCUGGUGAAACAGCUGGACAAGGGAGAGGUGAAUGUUCUGGAUCUGAGGAGGAACAUAGAGCACGCUGCCUCCGUUCUAGAGGCAGUCUACAUCGAUGAGACCAGGCGUCUCCUGGACACGGAGGAUGAACUCAGCGACAUUCAGGCGGACUCCGUGCCAUCCGAAGUCCGCGAUUGGCUGGCCUCCACCUUCACCCGGAAGAUGGGUGUGGUCCGGCGGCGCCCGGAGGAAAAGCCGAGGUUUCGCUCCAUCGUCCACGCCGUGCAAGCUGGGAUCUUCGUAGAGAGGAUGUACAGACGGACAUCCAACAUGACAGGACUGACAUACCCUCCUGCUGCCCUGGCUGCACUGAAGGAUGUUGACAGGUGGACCUUCGACGUGUUUGCUCUGCACGAGGCCUCCGGUGAACACGCCCUCAAGUUCCUGGUCUACGAGCUGCUGACCCGCUAUGACCUCAUCACUCGCUUCAGGAUCCCUGUGUCCUCCCUGGUGUCCUUCGUGGAGGCUCUGGAGGUGGGCUACAGCAAGCACAGGAACCCCUACCACAACCUGGUCCACGCAGCCGACGUCACUCAGACAGCUCACUACCUGAUGCUGCACACUGGGGUCAUGCACUGGCUGACUGAGCUGGAGAUCCUGGCCAUGGUGUUUGCUGCGGCCAUCCAUGACUUUGAACACACAGGAACCACCAACAACUUCCACAUCCAGACCAGGUCUGAGGUGGCCAUCCUGUAUAACGACCGGUCGGUUCUGGAGAACCACCACGUGAGCGCCGCCUACAGGCUGAUGCAGGAGGACGACACGAACAUCCUGGUGAACCUCAGCAAGGACGACUGGAGGGAACUGCGGGCGCUGGUGGUGGAGAUGGUGAUGAGUACAGACAUGUCCUGCCACUUCCAGCAGAUCAAGACCAUGAGGAACCUGCUGCAGCAGCCACACUGUGUGGACAAGGCCAAAGCCCUGUCUUUGAUGCUGCACGCUGCAGACAUCAGCCACCCAGCCAAGGCCUGGCCCCUACACUACCGCUGGACACACAGUCUCAUGGAGGAGUUCUUCAGACAGGGCGACAAAGAGGCGGAGCUAGGCCUGCCCUUCUCUCCUCUGUGUGACCGCAAGGCCACCAUGAUCGCCCAAUCACAGAUCGGCUUCAUCGACUUCAUCGUGGAGCCCACCUUCUCAGUCCUGGUGGACACCACAGAGAAGAUCAUGUCUCCUCUCAUAGAGGAAGCUGUCAAGUCGCAGGACUCUGGUCCAUGCAGGUCCAGCCUGACAGGCAGCGGCUCUGUGACGGUGGAAUCGGUCCAGAGGCAUAGUGGACGGGGUUGUGGUCCUGAUCAGGUGACCUCCGACUACUCGCUGGAAGGCAUUGACCUCCACCAUGUGCGCCUCCUGCUGUCUGAGGUCAUCCAAAACAACAAGGAGCGCUGGAAGGAGCUCUCUGUACAAGAGCUGGCCAGCAGAGAGAGGGAGGAGAGGUGUCCAGACGUCACAGAGGUCACAGAGGUCAGUAUCCUCCAAUCGGACGACUCGCCCACUCACACCAAUCAGCUGAACGAUACAGACUCCAGACCCGCCUCCCCGUCCCCGUCUGAUGACACGCAGAGCCGGUCGCCCGGUUUCGCCCCUCCAGAGCGGUGGAACGGGGAGGGGCCUGGAGUGGUCUUUGAGGAGGAGGAGGAGGAGGAUGGAAAAGACUGACACCACGCUGCCACGAUGAAGAGGCUGCCACGGCAAUGCCUGUCUGCCUGUGUGUCCACCUGCCUUUCUGCCUGUUUCUCUGUCUGCCUGCCUGCCCGUCAUUCCGUCCGUCUGUCUGUCUGUUUAUAGUGUACAUUACGUAACAUUUCCAGUCUACUGGACUACUAUUUAUUAAAGACAGAGGUGACAGUCCUCUUUAGACCUCAAA